AUCGAGGUUUUCAUGUAUUUUACGCUGGAGGAGCGGAGGAGGCUCCUGAAUUUCAGGUAAACUCGCACGGAGUUGACAGUUCGCAGCGCGACCCACUUUCUUCCCACAAAUCCCAGUUACAAUUGAUUUCUGAUUAGAUUACCUGAACUAAAGCUCCACAGUGUCUCAACGUCAGUGGUGCUUCUUCGCUCACCUUCUAUUGCUGAGCCACCCUAACACUUCUUAAGCGGGAUCACCGCGAUGUUUUGAAGACAGAACUCUAGAAUGGAAGUCGCUCAGGGCACCGACAAUGUGGCACCUGUGUUUUCGCCGAGGUCUGGAAUCACAUCGCUGCUAGAAGAUUUCUGCAACGAAGAAGAGUCCAGCAAAUGCGCCGACACGUGCACCAGCGGGAGCAGCGCGAUGCAGUGCGGGGAAACGUCAUCGGCGGGCACUGGUGCCCCACUGGACCUCCUGGGGCGCCACGGCUCGCUGGUGGCCGCGCCGCAGAUACACUCGGGGCUUGAUCAAGCGGGUGCCGCCAUGCAGUUUUUUCCUGGAACUGCGCUGGGGUUCUCGGGUGCGGGCUUUCCGCAGCAGUAUGGCAACGGACCAGGGGCAGGAGGUGUGCCAACAGCGGCCCCGCCGCACAGCCACCCCCCAGCAGGAGCGGCCGCCGCCGCCGGCGCUGGCAACAGCGGGGCGCCCGCGCUCGCAACCAACCCAUACCUCCAUCGUGUCAGCAGCGGUGGCACGGGGUCGGCGCACGUCCAGACCAGCACUAACGGGUAUGGCUUCAGCGACGCAGCUGCCUUUCAGCGUAUCAGCGGCGACUCGCCGCGCGGCAUGUACGCCUCUGGCGGCAGCGCUCAGCACGCAAUGACCGCCGGGUCCCACGGGUGGAGUAUGGGAGCGCAGCCUCAGGCGCAAGUUGCAGGCGCCGCCAGUGGCAGCCGGCGCGGGCGCAAGCCCAAGCCCCGGCUCCCCGACCUGCAGUCUCAGCUUGACAGCUUGAGCCAGCAGUUCGAGCGUUUGAGCUCCGAGAAUAUAUUCCUCAAGUCCAAACUGAAGGCGCUGGAAAAGCUUGUGCCGAACCGCCAGGUCAGUCUGGACUUCCUGGCGUCAGUGAAAUUCAAUGGCCAGCAGCCACAGCAGCAGGCAGCGGCGGCGGCAGGGCAGGCCGAGACGGACCACGGCAUGCCACGUCCCGCCGCCGUGCCCAGCCCUUCAGGCAACAACGGCACAGGCCCUGUAGUGGCAGAUGCCGCGCCUAAGGGUCACGGCCCGCCGGGCAGCAGUCCUCUGUCCUCCGAAUCGGGCGCCUCUGCCGGCGCUGCGGCCACGGGGCUUGCCCGCGCAGGUCUGCCAGGCGGCGGCAUAGGAGGGAACGGUGUGGCGCUGCCAACCGCGGCUUCGACGUCAGCGCUUGCCGAGCCCGCGGCAGGAACGCGCGAUGACGGAGGGGGGGCGGCACCGUCGCAGCUGCUCAUUUUGGAGCUGUGCCCGGGGCCUGACGGCGACAUCCCAGCCAUGUCGCCGGCGGCCAUUGAGGAGCUGAAGCGCACGGGCGUUAAGGAGUUCCUGGCGCUGUGGAGGCACGUAACGCUGAAGACCAGCGUGAUGGUGGCGGCUGCGGAGGCUCUGGGCCCUGGCAGCCCGCACGCCGCCCGCCUGGAUCGCUACAUAGGCCGCAUGAUGGACUACAUGGACCGCAUCACACUGCUCAGCCCGCAGUGCUGGUUCCAGAGCAUGUACAUCAACGCGGAGACGAUGGAGCCGGAGCGGCCCACGGACGGCUUCUGGAUGGCCAUAGGCAAGUACGCCAACUUCUCUUACGAGCAGCUGGAGGAGAUCGAGAACCUGGCCAAGGCGCACAACGCGUCCAUGGCACCGGUCGUGCAGGAGCGCGCGCGGCUGGCCUCGGAGCUGUCUAGUCACAUCUCCACCACAACGGCGGGCCCGGCGGCGACCGAAAGCGCGCAUGGCAUUUCGGCCCUGACUGCGGUGGACGCGCUGACAGACCAGCUGAAGCGCAACGUGCUGAGGGAGCAGCAGUCGCACCUGGACGCAACGGACUUCCUGUGCUGGUCAGUGCUGACGCCAUUGCAGGUGUCCCGCAUCAUCUCUGCUUCUUACCCCUACAUGCCCGACGGCGUCGCAAUCAUGCACGCCUGCCGGGCGCUGUACCAGCAGGCCCAAGAGCAGCGCCUGCAGCAGAAAAACGCACAGGCGCUGUUCCAACAGCAACAGCAGCAGCAGCAACCGCAACAGCAACAGAGCCAGUAGGCGCGUGUUCCGGGCUGACGAGCGAGAGGUGGCGGCCCUGUCGGAAGUGGCGUAACUUUAGCUACCGUAACUGAUUGAGCGUACGGUUGGGCGGCAAUACGAGAGUGGGUGCAGGGCUGCUGUGAGUCUGCUGGGUGCCACUGGUGCGCCUCGUCUUAUUUGGUUAUGGUAGUUUCUAUUCAGGGUGUCGUGUGUGCGUGUGCGUGGACGACCCGUGUGUGCCCCGGGAUGUUGAUACUCACACAGAGAAACAACUAGCACUUCCUAGAUCGCGCACUUCGUGCACUCAGGUGCACUCCAGUGAUAGCAGUAGCGCCAUUAAGUGGAAUGUCUCGAGGCUACAACAUCAGAAGCGAAAGCCAAGGCCUAAGGCUUUGCUAAUGGGUUAUGUUGCAUGGCGAUGGCGCGUCUGCACAUUGAGCUCACAGGCCGUGCACGCCUACUCCUGGGCCGACUUUGCCACGGUGCACAGAGGGGCCGGCAGAAUAGGUCACACACGUCAGGGCCGACGGCGCAAGUAGUGCACAACGCCCCAGUCGCAGGGGACACGCCGCGCGGCUGUGGUGUAGCACGAAUGU
Messenger RNA from Chlamydomonas reinhardtii, 2843 nucleotides. RefSeq lists its product as uncharacterized. The transcript is spliced from 7 exons. The coding region runs from base 403 to 2265 and encodes 620 amino acids. The record is from RefSeq and is a predicted model, not a curated record. NCBI's taxonomy places the organism in Eukaryota, Viridiplantae, Chlorophyta, Chlorophyceae, Chlamydomonadales, Chlamydomonadaceae.